Messenger RNA from Mauremys reevesii (Reeves's turtle), 2758 nucleotides. RefSeq names its product regulatory factor X4 (gene RFX4). Gene Ontology annotation, biological process: regulation of transcription by RNA polymerase II. The record is from RefSeq and is a predicted model, not a curated record. Gene Ontology annotation, molecular function: RNA polymerase II cis-regulatory region sequence-specific DNA binding; DNA-binding transcription factor activity, RNA polymerase II-specific. The coding region runs from base 505 to 2463 and encodes 652 amino acids. Lineage: Eukaryota; Metazoa; Chordata; Testudines; Geoemydidae. The transcript has 18 exons.
UCGCCUUUCUCAUAGGCCUCUCAGCCCUCACUCUGCUGUAAUCCACAGUGCCCGGGUCCUCUUCGCUGCUGAGAGCCCAUCCCUCUGCCCCACGGCACUGAAGGAGCAGGAGGGAUUGGCAGCACCACUGGCUCAAUUUCAGCAUGUGGCAGGAACACCAGACAUGGGCCAGAGAUAAUGUGGUAUAUGGCCCUUAGAUAGUGUACUGGAUCGGCCUGCAGCAAAACUUCAACAGGCUCUUUUCUUCUGUGAAAGCCAGGAAAUCAGAUAUCUACACAGACUUGUGGUUUGUGAUUGGAGAGCUGGAUUGAAAGAUGUCUCAAUGAAAGUGAAAACAAACGGUAUUCCAGUCACACCUCUCUGGGGCAUGUUUCUAAUGAUGAAAAUGAGGAAAAAGAAAAUAACAGAGCAUCCAAACCACACUCUACUCCAGCUACUCUGCAAUGGCUGGAGGAGAACUAUGAGAUUGCAGAAGGCGUUUGCAUUCCUCGAAGUGCUCUCUACAUGCACUAUUUGGACUUCUGUGAGAAAAACGACACACAGCCUGUUAACGCUGCCAGCUUUGGGAAGAUAAUAAGACAACAAUUUCCACAGUUAACAACAAGAAGACUCGGAACCAGAGGCCAGUCAAAGUACCAUUACUAUGGCAUUGCAGUGAAAGAGAGCUCUCAGUAUUAUGACGUGAUGUAUUCUAAGAAAGGAGCAGCCUGGGUCAAUGAAACAGGAAAAAAAGAAGUAACCAAACAGACAGUGGCGUAUUCACCACGAUCCAAACUUGGAACGUUACUGCCAGAGUUUCCAAAUGUCAAAGAUCUAAAUCUGCCAGCCAGUCUGCCAGAGGAGAAGGUUUCUACCUUUAUUAUGAUGUACAGAACUCACUGUCAGCGGAUACUAGACACUGUAAUAAGAGCCAACUUUGAUGAGGUUCAAAGUUUUCUUCUGCACUUUUGGCAAGGGAUGCCGCCUCACAUGCUUCCUGUAUUGGGUUCUUCCACUGUAGUAAAUAUAGUUGGGGUUUGUGAUUCAAUAUUGUACAAAGCUAUUUCUGGAGUUUUGAUGCCAACAGUACUGCAAGCAUUACCUGACAGCUUGACGCAGGUGAUCCGAAAGUUUGCAAAACAGCUGGAUGAGUGGUUAAAAGUAGCUCUCUAUGACCUGCCAGAAAACCUCCGAAAUAUCAAGUUUGAGUUGUCCAGAAGGUUUUCACAAAUUCUCCGGCGGCAGACCUCAUUAAAUCAUCUCUGCCAGGCAUCAAGAACGGUGAUCCACAGUGCAGACAUUACCUUUCAAAUGCUGGAGGACUGGAGGAAUGUGGAUUUGAACAGCAUUACCAAACAAACUCUCUAUACCAUGGAGGAUUCACGUGAGGAGCACAGAAAGCUCAUCAUACAAUUGUAUCAGGAAUUUGAUCAUCUUUUGGAGGAGCAGUCACCCAUUGAGUCCUACAUUGAGUGGCUGGAUUCCAUGGUGGACAGAUGCGUUGUGAAGGUAGCUGCCAAGAGACAAGGCUCUUUGAAGAAAGUGGCUCAACAGUUCCUCUUGAUGUGGUCCUGCUUUGGCACACGAGUGAUUCGGGACAUGACUUUGCACAGUGCACCCAGCUUUGGGUCUUUUCACCUUAUUCACUUGAUGUUUGAUGACUACGUAUUAUACCUGUUAGAAUCACUGCAUUGUCAGGAGAGAGCUAAUGAGUUAAUGAGGGCAAUGAAAGGAGAAGGAAGCACAGCAGAAAUACGAGAAGAAAUUAUAUUGACAGAACCUGCUCCUCCAACUCCCUCCCCAGUGCCAUUCUCUCCAGCUAAAUCUGCCACCUUGGUGGAAGUGCCGUCUGCACCCUCACCUGUGAGCAGUCAAUCCCCAGAGUACGCUAGCAUAGCAACUACAACAGGGGCUAUGCAGUCCUAUACAUGGUCACUCACAUACACUGUGACAACAGCUGCUGGGUCACCUGCUGAAAACUCGCAACAGCUGCCCUGCAUGAGAAGUCCUCAUGUGCCUUCUUCAUCCGUCACACACAGGAUACCUGUUUACCCCCACAGAGAGGAACACGGGUACACAGGAAGCUACAACUAUGGUAGCUAUAGCAACCAGCACCCUUAUCCAAUGCAGAGUCAAUAUCCAUCUCUAUCACAUGACACUACUAUUUCUGGACCACUUCAUUACUCAGCUUAUCACAGAAGCUCUUCACAGUACCCUUUUAACAGUCCGACAUCCAGGAUGGAGCCCUGUUUGAUGAGCAGUACCCCAAGACUGCAUCCAGCCCCUGUAACUCCUCGCUGGCCUGAAGUCCCAUCAGCAAACACAUGCUACACAAGUCCAUCCAUGCACUCCACAAGAUAUGGAAACUCUAGUGACAUGUACACGCCCUUGACAACACGCAGGAAUUCUGAAUAUGAGCACAUGCAACACUUUCCCGGCUUUGCCUACAUCAAUGGAGAAGCCACCACAGGAUGGGCUAAGUGAAAAUGUCUGGUAUGGCAUGAGCCCCUAUAUUUAAUAAAGACAGAAAAACUUUAUAUCUGGCUAUUACAUGGGACUUUAUCUGAACGUUCGUCAACAGACUUGAAGAUAGAAUCGAUCCUGGACAGAUAAUUUUAGUUCAUAAUCUGGACAUACUGCAGACCAGUGUGACGGAGUGUUCUUGUAACAAGAUUUAAACUGUUACUAUAGAGCAUUAUAUUGGCCAAGCUGUGCCUUUUUUUUCUUCUGUCCUGUGGUCUGGCCCUGUUAUGAUGUCAGUUUCACUGAGCCAUUCCCC